Molecule: messenger RNA, 1459 nt
Organism: Sesamum indicum (sesame)
Lineage: Eukaryota; Viridiplantae; Streptophyta; Magnoliopsida; Lamiales; Pedaliaceae
Gene: NDHU
Product: Chaperone DnaJ-domain superfamily protein
Cellular component (GO): NAD(P)H dehydrogenase complex (plastoquinone); chloroplast; chloroplast thylakoid membrane
Source: RefSeq, a predicted model, not a curated record
GGAGGGCACUAGUUCUUGAGUUCCCAAACAGAAAAGGUAAAAGUUAUUCUUGGACUGUACUAUUAGCGGCAUUUCCUGUGACGUGGUAAGAAAAGCCGAAAGCUGGGGAUAGCAUUUCUUUGGCAACAAGAGGUCAUCGGUCUAUCCAUUCUCAACAAACAAAAACAAAGACCAUUCAUACACCCACCUAUACUCACACAUUCCAUCAACACACACACCACCAGUCAUGGCUGCUGCAUCGUCAACUACUGGCGCCAGUACCGCAUAUUAUAUUGCCACACAGAAUCGCGUUUCCUCCAGAAAUUAUCGGUUUCCGACGUAUUAUGGUGCGAUAAAGCAACGCAGAAGAUUACUGGUCAUCAAGAAUUCCAGUGACGAAAGUGCUACGGCGACUAAUGCCGAGUCAGCAGAGAUUCCCGCGGAGCUCCCGAGAGGACCUCCGUCGCUUAUAUCAGCUCUUAAUGUGGAGAAAGCUUUGCGUGGCAUCGCAAUAUCGGAUACGGAUCAUUACGGGAUGCUAGGGCUUGGGACUGGAUGUUCGUACGAUCAGGUUAAUGUUGCGUAUAAGAACAAAGUAGCAGAGGUGAUGGAUAAAGGGCUAGCUGAGGAAGAACUCAGCAAGGAGCUAGACCUCCUCAAGCAAUCACAUUCUAUACUAUCAUCGGUGGAGGAAAGGAGGCUGUAUGAUUGGAGCUUGGCUAGGAGUGGGAAACCAGAUAGAUAUAUGUGGCCUUUUGAGGUCGACAUUACUCAAACUCCGACAGAAGAACCUCCUCCUCGGGUAAAGUCUCCGUUCCGCUCCCCCACAUACCCGUAUAGAAUAUCUCAAGCGUUUGUUCAUUUACGGGUCCAAUUCUCUAUGCGUAAGCGGUCUUACCCGUAUUGUACUCUAGAGGCUGCCAUUUCCGGUCCAAUUCUCUAAGCGUAAGCGGUCUUUUACCCGUAUUGUACUCUAGAGGACGGCAGCGAAACCAACAAAUUUGAGUUUGGUGCAAUUCUAAUUUGUUCUUAGUAACUAUUUUGUGUCGGAUUUCUACUUUCGGUUCACUCCAUAUACGAUCAAGAUCUGGUUUAUUACUUGUUCUUAGGCUCCCCACAAAUAUCUUAACAUACCAACGGCUUGAUCCGGUUUAUUACUAGUUCUUAGCCACCCAACAAAUAUCUUAACAUACCAACCACAGUGUCCCAUUUCCCGCAUUCGUUAAUGGUACAAGAUUUCAACCCAUCAAUCGGACUGUCCAUUUUUCAUAGUCGUCAAUGGUGCGGAAAUUCAGUCUGUGAAUCUGUCCAAGCCUCCAUAGUAAAGGUUCGGGUCAUGUCCUCCGGACUACCAUGUGAUUUGUAUUUCAAACAGUGUUAUGUCUCAAAAGUUGUCCAGUAGUUUGUUAGAGGCCGCCCGUCAUCUCCAUGCAAGCUUUUGGUAAUACGUUUCUUACAAGUACGUCUGAUGCAAUUUCCU